Messenger RNA from Carassius auratus (goldfish), 1044 nucleotides. Its product is annotated as histone H3-like. Bases 41 to 451 code for a protein of 136 amino acids. Gene Ontology annotation, molecular function: structural constituent of chromatin; protein heterodimerization activity; DNA binding. NCBI's taxonomy places the organism in Eukaryota, Metazoa, Chordata, Actinopteri, Cypriniformes, Cyprinidae. Gene Ontology annotation, cellular component: nucleosome. The transcript has a single exon. The record is from RefSeq and is a predicted model, not a curated record.
CACGGUCACACUCGUAUUCUACAGUUAUUAAACUGCAGCGAUGGCAAGAACCAAGCAGACCGCUCGUAAAUCCACCGGUGGCAAAGCCCCGAGGAAGCAGCUCGCUACUAAAGCCGCCCGGAAGAGCGCCCCAGCCACCGGCGGCGUCAAGAAGCCCCACCGUUACAGGCCCGGGACCGUGGCUCUCCGAGAGAUCCGCCGCUAUCAGAAGUCCACCGAGCUGCUGAUCCGCAAACUGCCUUUCCAGCGUCUGGUGCGAGAGAUCGCUCAGGAUUUCAAGACGGACCUGCGCUUCCAGAGCUCCGCUGUCAUGGCCCUGCAGGAGUCCAGCGAGGCUUAUCUGGUCGGUCUGUUCGAGGACACCAACCUGUGCGCCAUCCACGCCAAGAGGGUCACCAUCAUGCCCAAAGACAUCCAGCUGGCCCGCCGCAUCCGCGGAGAGCGCGCCUAAACCCGCCGCUGACAAACACCCCAAAGGCUCUUUUAAGAGCCACCUACAUCACUCUCAAUGAGACUGUUUCCACGGGAAAACUCGAUAUAAACAUAGAAAAAAAUAGUACCUUAACCUUUUCAGACAAUUAUGCUUUGGCUUAUAUUUUUCUUAGGUGUAUUAACGGUUCUAGAUCUCCCUUCAAAGAAUAAUCACGGGCGAAACACACAAAUAUGUUAUACAGGAAGAGGAAGAAAAACCAAAAGGCUUAUUAAGAUCAUCCACCUAAACAAUAAAGCAAAAAAAAAAACAACGUGAAAUUAUAUACUCCCAAAACAAACCACAUAUGAUAAAUAAGAUACAUGGAAAGAAAAAAAAAUACUGUCUUUUAUAACAUUCAAAAGGAACACAUUUUUUUCUAAAUGGGAUAAAUCAUUCCAUAAUUUAAUAUCCCUAACUCGACAAGUAUUGACCUGUGCAAGUGAAGUCUUAUGAAGAUGAAAUCUUUAAAAUGAACGAGUUUAAAAACAGGCCGCAAUCGAAGCAUCCUGGGCCUCCAUCACACCUCAGCAGCGCCACCGGCUGAUUGCCUCCAUGCCACGCCGCAUUGAAGC